AUGAAGACAGCCACAGUCUUGGUUCUAGUGGCUUUCUUUGCCAUAAUGAUGGACACAGCCUGUGCUCUGUCUUCUCCUGGAGGUAAACCUGGAGCUUGUCCCAAGCUGCCCCCAAAUACUUUUGGAACUUGUGAUGAGAAAUGCUCCAGAGAUGAUUCAUGCCCUGAGAAAAUGAAGUGCUGCAGCAAUGGGUGUGGUCAUGUCUGCCAACCUGCUGUCUUCAAACUUCAUCAAGGCAACCUAUAA
Molecule: messenger RNA, 246 nt
Organism: Onychomys torridus (southern grasshopper mouse)
Lineage: Eukaryota; Metazoa; Chordata; Mammalia; Rodentia; Cricetidae
Product: WAP four-disulfide core domain protein 18-like
Exons: 3
Coding region: 1-246 (81 amino acids)
Biological process (GO): innate immune response; antibacterial humoral response
Cellular component (GO): extracellular region
Molecular function (GO): peptidase inhibitor activity
Source: RefSeq, a predicted model, not a curated record